Molecule: messenger RNA, 839 nt
Organism: Phascolarctos cinereus (koala)
Lineage: Eukaryota; Metazoa; Chordata; Mammalia; Diprotodontia; Phascolarctidae
Source: RefSeq, a predicted model, not a curated record
CCGCCUACAGAGAGCUGGAGUCAAGGGCGGGGCGGCCGCUCGCUUUGCUUCCAUCAUGGGUGCAGAGUCCAAUGUCCCUGUGGACCCUUCCUCGCCAGCUUGCUCCGAACCAGACGGCCAUGGUGGAGGUGCAGCUGGAGAUGCAGUACCAGUGUCCCCAGAUGCUCCUGAUCGCCUUCAGCGCCUGCACCAGAGCGCUGGAGCCGGUCCACCUCUUUGCCCUCCGCAUCAGCACCUGCAUCCGGCCCAAUGUGGAAGCCGUGAGCAACAUUCACAAUUUGAACUCCGUCAGUGAAUCCCCCCAUGAACGCAUGCACCCCUACAUCGAGUUGGCCUGGGGCUUCUCCACCGUUCCGGGGAUCCUCCUCUUCCUGGCAGAGGUAGUGCUCCUGUGCUGGAUCAAAUGCCUCCCUGUGGACUCGAGCGCGAAAGAAGGGCCCAACUCCAAGCCAGGGCCAACGCAGGCCACCCUGGUGUCCACUAUCAUCCUGGUGCCCGUGGGGCUCAUCUUUGUCGUGUUCACCAUUCACUUCUAUCGUUCCUUGGUCCGACACAAAACAGAGCGUCACAAUCGGGAGAUAGAGGAGCUUCACAAACUGAAAGUCCAGUUGGACGGCCACUAGGGGAGCUUGCAGGUCGUGUGAGUAGCCAGACACACUGGUGGGAGGGGGGUUGUCCUUGUUAAGGGCAAACAAGCUGGGAAUAAAACAGGCAUUUUGUUCUCAGGAAAAAAAAAAAAAAGGCUGUUCUAGGAUACAGGUGAAUUGCCAAAGUGCCAAGGUAAAUUUCACCAACCGAAAAAGGAGCAAAUGGGAAGUCAUAACAUCACAAGUUGAGAG